This is a messenger RNA of Phialemonium atrogriseum, 2325 nucleotides long. RefSeq names its product DUF1446-domain-containing protein. The transcript has 3 exons. NCBI's taxonomy places the organism in Eukaryota, Fungi, Ascomycota, Sordariomycetes, Cephalothecales, Cephalothecaceae. Bases 374 to 2245 code for a protein of 623 amino acids. The record is from RefSeq and is a predicted model, not a curated record.
CGCGUAGCCCCGCGGCCCCGCCAACUCUGGAGAGGAGACCCCUCCAAAGGGGAUCGAGAAGUUGUGUCAUUAGGGCUGAUGCGGAGAGCAUGGUUCCCGCAUCUUCUCUUCCUGAGGGUCUCGAUAUCCUGUGUUUCGGGAGUCGGGAUUCCGGCUCAGCCAUGUUUGCUAUAAAACAUGGACGGUUGUUUGCCUCGAUUUCCCCGAGGUUGAUGGUUUCUGGCACACAAUACACCACACACCACUACCCACUAUUCCCAAUCAACCAAUCCCCCUCCCGGUGAGCUAUCACAGAGGUAUUGAGUUACCACAUCCAACUACCUCACCCUCACCCUCCCUCACCCCCACGCGUGCCCCAGACACCAAGCCAGUCAUGCCGUUUGCAAAGCGCGGAAUCCGCAUCGCCGGAUGCUCGGGCGGGUUCUCGGACCGGCAGCGAGCCAUCGGCGACAUCGCCAAGAACUGCGAUGUCGACUGCAUCAUCGGCGACUGGCUGUCCGAGUGCACCAUGACCCUGCACGGCGCCGCCAAGGAGGAGAACGCCCGCCUGCGCGCCGAGGGCAAGCUGGUCGAGGACACCCCGGGCCUCUUCGACCCGACCUUCAUGGACAACCUCGUGCCCGCCCUGCCGUACAUGAAGUCCAAGAACAUCAAGCUGGCCGUCAACGCCGGUGCCAGCGACACCGAGCUGCUGGCCAAGAAGGUCGAGGAGGAGGUGAAGAGGCAGGGUCUGGACCUCAAGGUCGGCUGGGUCAGCGGAGACGAGGUCACCGAGACUGUCAGGAGGCUGUACGCGAACGGAGAGGAAUUCACCUCGCUCAUGACUGGGAAGCCCCUGAAGGAAUGGGGCUUUGACGACAUCCUCGCCGCCCAAUGCUACCUUGGCGGUGCAGGUAUCGCGGAGGCCUUGAGACAGGGCUGCGAUAUCGUCAUUGCCGGCCGAGUUGCCGACGCCGCGCCUACCAUCGGUGCUUCCAUGUGGUGGCACGGAUGGGACCGUGAGACGGACCUGGACCAGAUUGCCGGGUCACUGAUCUGCGGCCACUUGAUUGAGUGCUCCUCAUACGUCUGCGGCGGCUACUACUCGGGCUUCAAGAGCCUGAUGGACGGCUGCGAGAACGUCGGCUUCCCCAUCGCCGAAGUCCAGGCAGACGGCAGCUGCAUUCUCUCCAAGGAAGCGAAUACCGGCGGAGAGAUCUCGGUCGGCACCGUCGCCUCGCAGCUCCUUUACGAGAUCCAGGGCCCACUCUAUUACGGCUCCGACGUCACGGCCAACCUCGAGGGCAUCGUCAUGACGCAGCUCGAGAAGGACCGCGUCCUCGUGACGGGCGUCAAGGGCCUCCCGGCGCCGGCGACGACCAAGGUGGGAAUCACGGCGUUUGGCGGCUACCAGGCCGAGUUCCACUACUACCUGUGCGGGCUCGACCUCGAGGCCAAGGCCGAGUGGACGGAGCGGCAGAUCCGCAAGUCGAUCGGCCCGGCCAUCAAGGAUCUGUCGUGCCUCAAAUUCACCCUCAACGGCUACUCCCCGGAGAACCCGCGCAACCAGGAGGUGGCGACGGUGGACUUCCGCAUCUUUGUGCAGACCAAGAAAAAGAGCCUGGUCGACAAGUCGACCCUCGACGUCCCCGGCUUCAACCGCUGGUGCAUGGAGAACUUCCUGCAGAGCUGCCCCGGCGCCAGCCUGGGCAACGACCAGCGCCAGUCCGAGGGCAAGCCGUUCUACGAGUACUUCGUCACCCUGCUGGCCCAGUCCGAGGUCAAGCACCGCGUCGAGCUGCCCUGGGCCGGCAAGUCGAUCGACAUCCCCGUGCAGAAGAACACCCGGGCCGACUACCCGCGCGACCAGAAGACGUACGAGACGGCGAACGCCGUCGACCUGGCCGAGUUCGGCCCCACGACGCGGGGCCCGCUCGGCUGGGUCGUCGGCGGGCGGUCGGGCGACAAGGCCAGCGACGCCAACGUGGGCUUCUACGUGCGGAACGACGACGAGUGGGACUGGCUGCGCAGCGUCCUGACGGUCGACCGCAUCAAGGCCAUGCUCGAGGGCAGCGACAAGGGCAAGAGCAUCGAGCGGUUCGAGAUCCCCGGCAUCCGCGCCGUGCACUUCCUCCUGCGCGACCACCUCGACCGCGGGUUCAACUCGACGAGCGAGUAUGACACCCUCGGGAAGAACCUCUGCGAGUACCUGAGGGCCAAGUAUGUCGAUAUCCCGAACAAGUUCCUCAACAGGGGGAGGUUCUGAGCGAGGAGGGUGCGGGGUUCGAGUGGGGCUGUUGGGAAGGAGGGAUGGAAUGGAACUUGCUUGCAUGUCUGAACAGCGAC